Capsicum annuum is the source of this 979-nucleotide messenger RNA. Its product is annotated as rac-like GTP-binding protein 5. The transcript is spliced from 7 exons. The record is from RefSeq and is a predicted model, not a curated record. Gene Ontology annotation, biological process: small GTPase-mediated signal transduction; cortical cytoskeleton organization; regulation of cell shape. The coding region runs from base 136 to 768 and encodes 210 amino acids. Gene Ontology annotation, cellular component: cell projection; cytoskeleton; plasma membrane. Gene Ontology annotation, molecular function: GTPase activity; protein kinase binding; GTP binding. Lineage: Eukaryota; Viridiplantae; Streptophyta; Magnoliopsida; Solanales; Solanaceae.
UUUCUUGUUCCCUCCUUUUGUCCCACACCCCCUCACUAAAAAUAGAGUACCCCUCCCAACACUUUUUCUCUAAAGGGUUGUUGAAUUUUUCUCCAUACAAACUCAAAAAUCUUGUUUUCUUGAUUAAUUGAUGAGAUGAAUACUAGUACUACUAGUGCUAGUAAUAAUGCUACUGCAAGUAGUGGAACAAAGUUCAUCAAAUGUGUCACAGUUGGAGAUGGUGCUGUUGGAAAAACUUGCCUUCUCAUCUCCUACACUAGCAACACUUUUCCCACUGAUUAUGUGCCAACUGUUUUUGACAAUUUCAGUGCCAAUGUCAAUGUGGAUGGGAAGAUUGUGAAUCUCGGACUGUGGGAUACUGCUGGGCAAGAGGAUUAUAACAGGCUUAGGCCUCUUAGUUAUCGAGGAGCAGAUGUCUUCCUGCUGGCUUUCUCUCUCAUAAGUAGGCCUAGCUUUGAAAACAUAUCAAAAAAGUGGGUUCCUGAGCUAAGACAUUAUGCCCCAUCAGUGCCUAUUGUUCUAGUGGGGACUAAGUUGGAUUUAAGAGAGGACAAGCAGUUUAGAAGGGACUACCCUGGUGCAUGUACAAUUUCAACAGAACAGGGUGAAGAACUGAAAAAGCAAAUAGGUGCAGUGGCAUAUGUUGAGUGCAGCGCCAAGACACAGCAGAAUGUGAAGGCGGUUUUUGAUACUGCAAUCAAGGUGGUUCUUCAGCCUCCAAAGUCCAAAAAGCAGAAAAGAAAACACAAAGCUUGCUGGAUACUUUGAUCAAAGUCGCUAGAACUGAAACGUUUGUACAUUAACCUUUUCCAUUUCCAUGAGAUGUUUAGCGAUGACAUCCAUAGAUUUACUACUUUUUUUUCUUUAUUUGCUUUAGUAAUUUUCUCAUAUCAUAGUAUGUGUGAUGUGCUUGUUGAAUUUAUUACUGGCUUGUACAUGGUUUUAUAUUAUGGAAAGUGAGAAGCUGUUUGUUUGUCAA